Molecule: messenger RNA, 1581 nt
Organism: Drosophila ananassae
Lineage: Eukaryota; Metazoa; Arthropoda; Insecta; Diptera; Drosophilidae
Exons: 2
Coding region: 44-1297 (417 amino acids)
Source: RefSeq, a predicted model, not a curated record
AGGUUUUAAUCGAUCUGUAGUUUGAAAUUUCGUCAAAAAAGUCAUGUUUCCAAAUUAUUGCUUUACUAAAUCAGCCAGACAGUUAGGCUACGAUGUUAUAAGGAGAAACUACCCCGCCAAGGAUAGUUCCCAGCGAAUUAGUCGACAACCCGCCCGAGCAGUGAAGUCCGCCGCCGGCAGUGCCCGAAAUCACUCCGAAGUCCGGUACGGGUGCGUAUCCCGGGAUUCCUCCGUAAAACGCACGCGGCGCCAAAGGAAGGUGCCCAAGUGGAGCCCCUCGUCUCCGUGCCCGCUCUCGACGAAGGACUUGUCCUCGCGCACCGUCGGAUUCCGACUACCAGCUGUGGUGUGCACUGACGCCAGGGACAAACGCGAGGCCGCCGGCGACGACAGAAACCGAAGUGAAAAGCCAGACAUGGGCCCCGAACCCACAAGCGAUCUAAAUCGCGAGCUGCAGGAGUCCUUCGCCGAUUUCUUCAGCAUCAUCCACGACAAUGUCUUGGAGUCAGUUCAGGGGGCGGUGGAGAAAAUGGUAACAAAGUGCUUUGCGGACUCCAUGGAGAAAAUGGAACGCAUCUCGAAGGAUCUAGACCACCAGGAGACAUUGCUGAAUAAAAUCUAUCGCGAUGUUACCACCAAACUAUCAGACCAGUCGGAGACGAACAUGAAUCAAUUCAAGUUCGUCACUCAGAUGCUGAUUGACAACCAGACGGUGCACUACAGGGCGCUGAACCAGGCAAAGGUGAACAAGCAGCGUCGCAAAGAGCAGAAGUCUGAGGAGAAGGAGCGAAAGAAACUCCAUGAGUGGAAGCGGAAGGAGGCACAGAUGGAGCGGGAGCGCAGGAAACGCGGCUCCAGCAUCGACACAUCCAAGCGAACCACUGGCGGGGAGGGAAAGGAGAAUGCCCAUCGGCAACCCCAACAUCAGCUCUGCCAGCAACAAGUACCCGUGACAUACAUUUGUCAAUCCUGCUCGGAGCAGGAGGCGAAGUUGCACAAGCAUUCCCGGGCGCCGUCGAGGCAGCGAAGCGCUCCUGUUAGCCUUCGAAGAUCCGCGUCACUCAGCAUGCCGAAUCUGCCGGGUCGCACCACCGUCUCUGGAAAGCUACACACCUUAACCGCCAGGUUCCCCAGAGUAUGCAUGGGCCGGCAGUUCAGCAGCAGGGUGGUCCAGACUCUCUGCUCGCCGGCCAUGACCUAUCCGCCUUGCCCUCGCAGUGGAUCGACUCCGCGGCGAAGGCUUCUGCCGCGCAUAAAGUCCGGAAUGGGACUGUCGAGUGACAAGCUGGGAAGAUAGUCUUUCGUUUUACAUCUCUCACGCCCCUAGUGCAGAUGUCUGCCGGGGCUGUCAGUUGCCAAGCAUGUCUAGAAACCGGAAUCGAAGCUACGUUCAGUCUCAUUCAUGCUUGUAACUGGGAGCCGCAGCAAGCUACCCCAAAAUUGUGAUAUUUUUAAAAGAGGUUUCCAUUUUAAGAGCAAAGAAAUCAUUUUAAUAAAUCUAGGAGCAUAUGGAGGACUUAUCCCAGGCAUUAAUACGAAAUAGGUAGCUUGAUUUGUUAAUAAACGAUUUAUUUCAAACAA